UUGUGAUGUUCAUGGUUGGCACAUCAUGCUAAUUGUUUCUUUUUAUUCGAGUUUUAGGGCAAUAUAAGCAAUUAAGGGCUUAACUAAGGCAUGUCUGCUGUGAGAUUCUGUGGUUUGAAGUCAUCAAUCUUUCGUCGAAAAUCAAGUGAUUUUGAGUCAAUGAGAAGUUCUUCCUCUUCUAACAAAAAAAUGAGAAUUUCUACUCCACCAAAGAAGCCUACAAAGGUUUACAAUGAUGUAAAGGGAGAGUCAAUGGAGUGGUCAUUUAUAGGUAUGGAUCAAUUGAUGUUAAUGAUGAAAGUCCAUAAGAAAAUCUUUGUCUUCAGAGACAUCAUGGACCUUGCUCCUUUGAACACUUCUGCUUCCUUAAGAGAGAUGGUUAUCACUUCAUUGGAAGAUCUACAAAGGCUUUACCCAAGGAUCAUCUCAAUCAAGAAAGUGACAAAUAUUAAGGACAAGUCUAUAGAUCAGGGUUUGGCAUACUUGUGUGAGGGUUUAAAGUGUCUUGGAGAGUCAUGGUUGAAGAAAAAUGAUUUUAUGGACAACAAAAAUUGUGAGUUACAAAUAACAUCAUGCAAGGAUAACACAAAUAUGCAACAAUUAGGUAAAACUAUGUUAGCUACACUUGAUUGUUUAAUUAAGAUUGCAAGUGAAAAAUUUGAUAUCAUGGAAGAAGAUUCUCCAAAGAAAGUUUUCAACUCCUCCAACAAUUCAGAUAUCACACCAAAAUGUGUCCUUCCAAGUCCAAUAUCAUCAUAUACUUCAACACUUUGGUCUCUAAGAAUUCAAGCUGUUGGAAAGCUAAAACCGAUUGAUUUAAAGCGCUUAUCUUACCAUAUGUCACCACAAUUGAUUGAAAGACAAGAAAAUAAGAUAGAAAAAGAACUAACUAAAGACAAGGAAAAGGAUCACAAAGUUGAAAAUCAUGAAAAUGACUCAAUAAAGGAUCUAGUUUUUGACUUAAACACAAUUGAGAAAUUGGACAAAACAAUGCCGCUGCCACCACCACCUCCUCCUCCACUUCCACCAUCAACACCUCAAUUGCCACCUGUUAAGAUACCACCACCACCUCCACCGCCACCACUGUCUCUAGGCUUAAGCUCAGUAGCACUACCUCCACCACCACCUUUGUCCAUGAAACCUGGAUCAACUCCGGCUCCAGCUCCUCCACCGCCAAUGCUACGUGGAAACGGAGGAUCUGCACCACCGCCACCUCCACUUGGAGCAGGGAGAUCAUUAAGGGCUAGAGCUACUACAAAACUGAAAAGAUCAACACAAUUAGGAAACCUUUAUAGAACUCUCAAGGGAAAAGUAGAAGGGUCUAGCCUUAAAGGAAAAUCGUCUAGUGGGAGAAACACUGCAAUUGGAGCAAAAAACACCGGUGGAAAACAAGGAAUGGCUGAUGCUCUAGCAGAGAUGACAAAAAGAUCAUCUUACUUUCAACAAAUAGAAGAAGAUGUUCAAAAGUACACAAAACACAUCAUAGAAUUGAGAUCUUCUAUUACCAAUUUCAAGACAAAGGAAAUGACAGAAUUGAUCAAGUUCCACAAAGAAGUUGAAUCUGUUUUUGAGAAACUAACUGAUGAAUCUCAGGUGUUAUCAAGGUUUGAAGGUUUCCCCUCAAAGAAGCUAGAAGCUAUAAGAAUGGCAGCAGCACUGUUCAACAAAUUGGAUUCAAUACUUAAUGAGCUUCAAAAUGUGAAUAUAGUUACACCAGUGACUCAAGUCCUUGACAAGAUUGAACGUUAUUUCAAUAAGAUCAAAACAGAAUUAGAUGCUUUGGAGCGAACGAAAGAUGAAGAAUUGAAGAAAUUUAAGGGCCAUAACAUCGAAUUCGACUUCUACAUCCUUGUCAAAAUUAAAGAAGCAAUGGUGGAUGUUUCUUCAAAUUGCAUGGAGUUAGCACUAAAGGAAAGACGUAUUAAUAAUAGUAGUGAUGGAAAAAGAAAAGAAUGUGGUGGUAAGUUGCUUUGGAGGGCUUUCCAAUUUGCAUUUAGAGUUUAUACAUUUGCUGGUGGACAUGAUGAUCGUGCUGACAAACUCACAAGAGAAUUGGCUAAGGAAAUUGAAAGUGACCCUAAUCAACCAUAGCUAUUCAUUGAUCUUCUUCCACAAUGAUUCUUGUUAAUAAUCAUGUAAUAUGUAUAUGUGCAUGUGUGGAUUAAAAUAUUGACAAGUGCUGAGAUACCUAAAGUCGAGAUUUUAUUUUUUGUUUUAUAUGAAAAAAUGUCAAUCCAUUUUUGUUUAAAGCCAAAAUGAAUAUAUUGAAACCAUGUGCUCAACCAA
Molecule: messenger RNA, 2286 nt
Organism: Medicago truncatula (barrel medic)
Lineage: Eukaryota; Viridiplantae; Streptophyta; Magnoliopsida; Fabales; Fabaceae
Exons: 9
Coding region: 91-2091 (666 amino acids)
Source: RefSeq, a predicted model, not a curated record